UUUAAAAUUGUACUUUUAACAAAAUAUGAAGAUAUGAUUCAUUUAACAGCGGCUUUCCGCGGUCGGCAGAGGGAAUUAGAGAUCACGCCGCAGAGGGAGAGAGGGGGAUCGUCGGGCGACAUGGCCGCCGCCAGGCCUCCCAAAACGCCGGUGAAGUCAGCACGGCUGCCAGUAGGUCUAUUUGCUGCACAAUGUGAGGAAUGCUUCAAAUGGAGGUUGAUAAGUACCCAAGAGGAGUACGAGGAUAUUAGAAGCAAGAUGAUAGAAGAACCAUUUACUUGCCCUAGAAAAACCGAUACUUCUUGUGACAAUCCUCCCGAUAUCGACUAUGAUACAACUCGAACUUGGGGAAUUGACAAACCCAACAUCCCAAAGACACCACACGGUUUCACAAGACGCUUAGUGCUGAGAAAGAAUUUCUCUAAAUUUGAUGCUUACUAUGUUACACCCACAGGGAAGACAGUGAGAUCCUCUACAGAGAUGCUAGCUUUUGUAGAAGCAAAUCCAGAAUACAAGGAUAUACCUCUUUCAAGCUUCAGUUUUGCAGUCCCGAAAGUAAUGGAAGAAACUGUACCUGAAAGCAUUUUGAAAGAGGGCUUAAAUAGCAGCAGUGCCAAAAGAAUUAAGAAAACAAAGGAUGAAUCUGCCCAUACCAACUGAAAAUCAGUUAGGGGGUGUUUGGAGUUAGGAGUUGAGAAGUAGGAGUUUGUGAACUCCACUCCUUAUUUAGCCUAAGGAAUUUAUGGGUCUCAUUACUAAAAAACAUCAAUUUUAUAUCUUAUCAACCUCUUAUACUAUAGGCCACGGGAGUUCAGAACUCCCUAGACUUCAUAAUUCCUUACUUUUCACUAUUCCACUCAUUAUCUCAAACACCCCCUUAACGGUUUCCUUGCAGCAUUCUUUUACUAUUGUUGUUGAUCUUAAAUCCUUGUGAAUGGUUCUAGACUUGAAAGAUGUAGAAUAGUGAUUAUCCUAUUGUUUGUACCAUUUUUUUUUUACAAGUAAGCACAAAGAUAGAUGCAGUCAAAGCUU
Molecule: messenger RNA, 1032 nt
Organism: Benincasa hispida (wax gourd)
Lineage: Eukaryota; Viridiplantae; Streptophyta; Magnoliopsida; Cucurbitales; Cucurbitaceae
Product: methyl-CpG-binding domain-containing protein 4-like
Molecular function (GO): zinc ion binding; DNA binding
Source: RefSeq, a predicted model, not a curated record